Paracoccidioides brasiliensis Pb18 is the source of this 414-nucleotide messenger RNA. RefSeq lists its product as uncharacterized. The record is from RefSeq and is a predicted model, not a curated record. The transcript has 2 exons. The coding region runs from base 1 to 414 and encodes 137 amino acids.
AUGGAAACACGGGAAGAUUGUUGGAGGAGCAAUGCAUCCAGCAAUGCGAGUGCGAAUGGACGAGCAACACUUGAGAGCCGCGACUUUCCGGGAUUCGCUAUCGAUCCAUUGCUGAACGCGGGACCUACAUUGAUUCGACUGACUAAAAUCGAGCUGACUGACCCGGCACUUGCUGCAGGGGUUCAGUCAGUUCAAGUCAACACGCCUGAACAGAGCAAACCAACAACAGCUACAGCUACAGCUACAGCUACGGCUACAGCUACGGCUACAGCUACGGAUACGGCUACGGCUACGGCUACAGCUACGGCUACAGCUACGGCUACAGCUACGGCUACAACUACGGCUACGGCUACAGCUACAGCUACGGAUUGCGAGGAAUGGUAUGUUCUAGGGACGGGUGAGAGGCGUGUCUAG